This is a messenger RNA of Vespa mandarinia (Asian giant hornet), 1438 nucleotides long. It is a transcript of the gene spict, whose product is annotated as magnesium transporter spict. Gene Ontology annotation, molecular function: magnesium ion transmembrane transporter activity. NCBI's taxonomy places the organism in Eukaryota, Metazoa, Arthropoda, Insecta, Hymenoptera, Vespidae. Gene Ontology annotation, biological process: magnesium ion transport. Gene Ontology annotation, cellular component: membrane. The record is from RefSeq and is a predicted model, not a curated record.
AUUUUUAGUAUGAUUGUAAAUAUAGUUAAAUAAUUAUAUUGAAACAUGUAUACAUCUACUGAAAUUGUAAUUAAAACGUCUGAUAAUAAUACGGAUUUUUACAUCGGUUUAGGAUUAGCUAUCUCUUCUAGUGUGUUUAUAGGUGCAAGUUUUAUUAUUAAAAAAAUAGCUUUGAUUCGACUUCAAAGAUAUGGAGGAUUACGAGCUUCUUGUGGUGGUUUUGGAUACCUUAAAGAAUGGAUAUGGUGGGCUGGUUUGAUUUCAAUGGGUGUAGGAGAAGCUGCAAAUUUUACUGCAUACGCAUUUGCCCCUGCUUCUCUAAUUACACCACUGGGUGCUCUAAGUGUUUUAGUAUCUACAAUUUUGGCAUCAAAGUAUCUUAAUGAAAAACUUAACUUACUGGGAAAGAUUGGAUGUUUCUUAUGUAUUCUGGGUUCAACAAUAAUAAUACUUCAUUCACCAAAAGAAGAAGAAGUUAAUAGCUUGGAUGAUCUUCUAGAAAAAAUUAAAGCACCAGGCUUUAUUAGUUAUGUUUUGAUUGUAAUAUUGUGUACUUUGGUUAUAAUCUUUUAUUUUGGUCCUGUAUAUGGAAAGCAAAAUGUAAUUGUAUAUAUAUUUUUAUGCUCAUCUGUAGGCUCAUUAACAGUAAUGAGCUGUAAAGGAAUAGGAUUAGCAUUGAAAGAAACUAUGUCACUUUUUGGUGCUUUUUCUAAUUCGUUGACAUGGGUAUUUCUCUUUAGUGUUAUUCUUUGCGUUACAUUACAAAUGAAUUAUUUAAAUAAAUCAUUAGAUUUAUUUGAUACCACUAUUGUUAUGCCAAUUUAUUAUGUAUGUUUCACAACAUUAGUUAUAGUAGCAUCAGCAAUAUUAUUUAGAGAAUGGCAUAAUAUGAAAAUUGAGGAUAUUGCAGGAUCUUUAUGCGGUUUUUUUACGAUUAUAAUAGCAAUAUUUUUAUUGAAUGCUUUUAAAUUAAUAGAUAUUAGCUACAAUAACAUUAGACACAUUUUAAGACCAAAGAGAGAGUUAAUUGCUAGCUCAAUUUCACAUUCAAAUAUAAGAGAUGCAGAACGAUUAAUGUCCAGAAAUUCCAAUAUAGAUCAUUCUUAUGGAGCACCAGAUAUAAACAGAACUAUAUAAAAUAUAUAAAUAAUCAGUAUAAACAAAAAAAAACUCAAACAGGUUAAAAUUACAAAUAAGAAAUAGUAAACUUUUAAUAUUAUUUAUUUAUAAGCGUUUUAAAUAAGCUAACACAUUCAUAUUUAUUUUUAACUAUAGAGUAAAAUUAUGUAUAAUAAAUCGUAUGGUGGUUGUGCCUAAAAUUGUAUACAAUACAAUUGUAUACAAUACAAUUGAAGAUCUAGUCUAAUUCAAAUAUUAUCUAUUAUUGUGAUAAUAUAAUAUUUUAGUAAUAUAUUAUUUGUACAUAAUUGAAUUUAAA